This is a messenger RNA of Otolemur garnettii (small-eared galago), 858 nucleotides long. RefSeq names its product mitochondrial ribosomal protein L14 (gene MRPL14). Gene Ontology annotation, cellular component: mitochondrion; ribosome. The transcript has 3 exons. NCBI's taxonomy places the organism in Eukaryota, Metazoa, Chordata, Mammalia, Primates, Galagidae. Gene Ontology annotation, biological process: translation. The record is from RefSeq and is a predicted model, not a curated record. Bases 270 to 707 code for a protein of 145 amino acids. Gene Ontology annotation, molecular function: structural constituent of ribosome.
CCCGGGGCCAGCCGCCUCCCCAGCCCGCCGACCAGUCCCUGGACGGGCUGGGGGCUACUGCUAGCCUCCUCCUACCAGCGCUCGCAAAUCCUGCCCUUACCUAAGCCCGAACCCCCGCCCCGGACCGGCUUCGGCUGUACGCGCCCCGGGAGCAAGAGAAAAGAUCAACGAGACCGAGGGCAUCGGACUUGGCGACCCCGGAAUCCAAAACUCGGGGGCGGCUGGUUCCCCGCAGCGGCAACGGGCAGGAUUUGCUAUCGUGGGAUCCCAUGGCUUUCUUUACUGGACUCUGGGGCCCCUUCACCCGUGUUAGUGGGGCACUCAGCCAUCGCAAUUUCAGCACCACUGGGAGCCUCAGUGCAAUUCAGAAGAUGACACGGGUGCGAGUAGUGGACAACAGUGCCCUGGGGAAUACCCCAUACCAUCGCCCUCCUCGGUGUAUCCAUGUCUACACCAAGAAUGGAGUGGGCAAGGUGGGCGACCGGAUACUGCUGGCCAUCAAGGGGCAGAAGAAAAAGGCACUCAUUGUGGGGCAUCGCAUGCCUGGCCCCCAAAUGACCCCCAGGUUCGACUCCAACAAUGUGGUCCUCAUUGAGGACAAUGGGAACCCUGUGGGGACCCGAAUUAAGACACCCAUUCCCACCAGUCUGCGCCGGAAGGAAGGCGAGUAUUCCAAGGUGCUGGCCAUUGCUCAGAACUUUGUGUGAUCAGAACCCAGGCCUCUAGUUGCAGGAGGCUCACUGAUGAAGCAGUUCUGAGAACCACACCUUUGCUGAGAGGGAACUUGGGAGCCACGUAGCUCCCUUCACACUGGAUAACAGUAACAGUGUUCUGUGAGAGAAUAAACAUUUUCAUGUA